Molecule: messenger RNA, 17617 nt
Organism: Vitrella brassicaformis
Lineage: Eukaryota; Vitrellaceae
Source: the annotation of a GenBank genome assembly
UUGCGGUGAGUGGAGAUCUUCCUCAAGACUGCAUAGCGGCACGUUAGGCAUGGGAUCUCAUGGAUGAGAUCAUGGAUUCAUUCAUUCGUCAUCCACCGGAGCUGCUGGCGGUGUGAGUUUCAUCCAUAUGGACUACAUCGAGCGCAGCAUCGUCAACAAGCUGCAAGGCAAGACAAACGCGCAGGCUCUCCAUUGGUAUCUAUGAUCAUGCCUCUGCCUGUGUGUGUACGCAGAUUAUCUUGGAGGUUAUCUUCACGUUCGUCCGGAGCAUGUUCGUGCGUCGAUAUUGGCGGGUCGUCUGGACCUGCAGAACGUGCCGGUCCGUCGUGAGGCCUUCAACAACCUCAAUUUGCCCGUUGAUCUGCUGUUCGGGCACAUCGGCAGGUGCCAGGUGAUCCUGCCCUUCUCAUUCGGCCAGAUCUGGUCAUGGGUCUACGGCGGCGGCAAGGGGCAGGGCACCAAGAAGCUCAAAAUACUCCUCGACAGACUCUUCAUCGUACUCGGUAGGUAACCAAUGGAUCCGUGGAUGGAUGGGCAGACGGACGCAUUAUUGGAUUGGUGCGAGACUGAGUGGUGGUAUAAACCCUCCCUCUCACACACUCUCUCUCUCUCUCUCUCUGUGCGUGUGUGUGUGUGUGCAGGUCCCCGUGAGAUGUCUGAUUGGUCUGAUGAGGGUGUGAUGCGUCGUCUGAAGCUGAAGCGUCAGCGUAUCCUGGACAAGUGGGACAUGCAGCUGCUGUCCGAGGUGGACCUGUCAGACACAGACCCGUCAGCAUCAUCCGCCCCACCACCGCCAUUCAAGUCCAGGGCACCCCAGCCCGGCGGCUGGCGGGAGAGGCUCAAGGCGGGGCUCAUGGCCAGGCUCAAGGAGGGCAUGGAGAUACAGAUCAACAACAUACACAUACGAUAUGAAGACAAAACCUCUUCACCCGGCGGACCCUUCUCAUGCGGGGUGACCCUCUUGGCCCUCAGGAUGCUACCCACCGACUCCGACGCCAACAUGCCGCAGGAAGGGCAACGAAGCAGUAGCCAGGUCGCGGCAGGGGAAGGGCCACCACCCUUACCUUCAGCCACUCCUGACAUUGACGAUAAUGUCGCUUGUGAGUCGGCAUCUGCGGUGCCCUCCCCUCCCUCGAGCUCGCCUCGGUCAUCGAUAGCGCUGAUAGGCCAGGCCGGCGCCCCCGCCCCACCCCUCUCUGUGCAGUACCCAUCGUCGCCACCCAAGAAGCUCACUAUGAACAACCUGGCCUUCUACUGGAACCACAACGACAGUGAUCUGCGGUUCACGGACCACACUGUGGGGCUGCCAGAAGUGUCCUCGUCCUCAUACCUCUCACAGCUGCCUCACACCGAUGCCAGCCCACGGACCGGCAGGCGUGCCCAAGACGCCGCCAAGAAGCCCCCCGAUAGGCCGCCCGUCGCGUCGGACCCACAGGCGUUCCUCCUGGCCUACAUGAUCGACCAAGCGGAGCCCCAGCCCGGGAUGGAGGCCCUUGCAGUCAGCUGCCAGCACGUCCUCUACCCCGCAUCGGGGAUGCUAUCACUCACGCAGAACGACACUUCCAAUGCUGUGGCCGCCAACAUGAGUGCAUCGGAGGCGUCACCGACUCCCGCGGUUGCAGUGCGGCCGUCGUCCCCCCCACAGCCACAUCCGUCAUCUUCCUUCCCCGACCUCCAGUCGGGUGCCGCGAUACAGAGCGGCGCCGCCACAGUGCCGUCACAGUAUGUCGUCGACUGCAACCUGCAGAGCAUCGAGUUCUACUGCGAUAAGGACAUCUUCAGGUCACACACACUCAAACACACACACACUGCUGACACACACAUAUACGACUCGUGGCUGGCUGUGUUGCUUGUGCCCCUGGAUGCGUGUGUGUUUUGUGUAUGUCAGGGAUGGGAUGUCUCUGCUGGACUUGUUCGGUGAUUACAACAACUUUGUGCAGGUCAUCAAUGACCGUAUGGAGCUCUACUACCCCUACCGGCCGACCGUGCCCAUCAAAGGCAACGCAUACACCUGGUGGAGGUGCGGUGCACCUACACACAGAGAGAUCACAGCCACACACGAAUGCACACCACACCCCGCCCCGCCUCACACUCAUAUUGUACUCCACAUACGUACGUCUCAGUGGACUUUCCCUGCACCGACAUAUAUCUGUAUACAUACACAUAUACCUCGUACGUACUGUACAGUAUGUAUGUAUCUCUAUUGGACUGACUUGGAUGCAUUCAGGCAGACAGAAUGUGGACGGGCGGACGCAUGCAAACCUGCGUGCGGGUGUGUGUGUGAGAGAGAAUGUCUGAUCUGGUGUGUGUAUAGGUACGCGAUAGGAUGUGUGCGUCGGAGUCUGCAGCAGUCUUUGCAGUCGCGGCCCAUCCUGCACGACAUGUGGUAUGAAGAACACGUCAAGGUGCGCUGUGACCCACAGGCGGGAAGGCAGGCAGGCAGGCAGGCAGAGAGACAGACAGCACGGCAUUUAGCGGCCUCCAGAAAUCCGCACAUGGAUACAUGCAAGGGUGCAUUGCAUCCAUCCAUUGAUCCAUCCAUGGUACGUAUAUGUAUACAGUUGGAGCGUGUCGAGUCGCUGACGCGGGAGUACCGUGGGUUGCUCGAGAAGGUGCUCGACAACGCACGAGUCAGUGAGGACGACAAGAGCAGGCUGGAGGACCUCAAGGGCACCAUUCCACAGACAGACCUCGUCAGGCAAGCACCGAAGGAAGGAAGGCUCAUAAAUGGAUGUAUCCGUCAAUACACACACUUAUCGCUGGAUGGCUGCAGGUGUCAUGUUGAAACCAAACGAGACUUCCAGAUCAGGAAACACGUCCAACGACAGGUCAGCGGCUACCGCGCACACACACACGUACACGCUGAAGAUGCCAGACACCGUCCUGUUUGUAUCGUCCUGUGUGUGUGUGUGUGUACAGGUGCAAAGUGCUCAGCCGGUCCAGCGUGUGGGCUGGAGAGGGUGGCUGAUAAAGGUCAUGACGGGGACAUCUGCAUCGGCCGCCUCUGCCCGUGGUGGUGUCGCCCCCCAGCGGCAUGCAACCCCCCUCUCGUCGGUGUCGCUGGCGGUGCUGCAAGACGUGGAGCGUGUCAAGGCCGCACAGACACGGAGGCAGACGGACGACAGCUGCGGUCGCACACUUGGUGCGGAGGGAGGUGGGGAUCACGAUCACGACGAGGAGGAGCAGGUUGAGUUCUACGACCCAGAUAAUGCACCACCCGAGCCUAAAGAGGUAGGUAGGAAGGAAGCGGUGUUGAAGCGACGGACGGACAGACGGACGACUUCCUUGGCUGACAGACAGACAGACAGACAGACUCACAGACGUGUGGCCACAGCGUCCCUGUGACAACACGUGCAUACGGAGUGGAUGCGCGUCUGUAUGCAUGUGUCUAACUCCUGUUUUUCCCUGUGUGUGUCGACGCACCCGCCAGGUCGAUGUGGACUUCCAGGAUGUUGAGGAGUGGAGUGAGGAGAAGGCUCAAGUACCCCACAGCUGCAGCGGGGAGGCCGUGGGACACGAGGCUUUGGCGUCCGGCGAGCCAACCCCUUCAGGAGAUGCCGAUAGUGCCAGCGGGGGCGUGGCCAUGGUAUUGCUGGAAGGCGAUGCAGAGGAGAUGGCCCUCAAGGGCAUCGAGGCCCCACUCCUGGACUUCACAGUGCGGCUGGAACGAGCCGCUGUCAACCUGCAGGUGGGUGGGUUGGGCAGGGAGAGGAGGGACGGGACGGGAGGGGUGGACAAGAAUGGAUGGAUGGAUGAAUGAGUGCAAGACAUAAUGCCGCCCGGAGAGGGGGGCAAGUAUUCCAUCUGUGUGUGGUUUGGCUUAUGUUGUGUGUCCCUCCCUCGCUCUCUCCCUGCAGAGUUCACGUGACGUCACCGGGACGGCGUUGCAAAUAGCUGUUGGGCUUCGUGUGGCGGACAGUGUGACUGUGACGGCUGAUAUCAAGGAUGUCAGGAUGGAGGCGGCACCCAUGCACAUCAUCUACAGGUCAGUCAGUCAGGUGCGCCGUCGGUCGACACACACACACACACUGUCUGUCUGUCUGUCUGUUUCCCUGUCUGUCUGUUUGUGUAUGUGCAUGCACUGAUUGAUUCAGGGAGGAGAUGUGCGAGAGAAGUCUGCUGUCGGCGAGCUUCACAACGAAGUCCCACGACUCAGGCGCUCCAGAGCUCAUGGUCAGUCAGCAACACGCCAACAGACAUGCGAAUGAAUGAGACGUAUGUAUAGCAUACAAACCCGUGGGGUGCGUGUGUGUGUGCGUGUAGUUGGAGAUGCAGAAUUUCGUCUUGAAUUACCAGCCUGAUGUAGUGGCUGACCUAAUGCUCUUCUUCCGGCCGUCCGAAGCCAGCAAACAUCACCGCAAGGAAGAGGCAGGCCACGGGAGAGUACAAAGGUGACUGACCCAACGGCAUGGCAUGAAUGAGUGUCACUUGAUGACGCUGGCUGCUCCCAUCCCUGCCUCCCUGCCUCCCUGCCUGCCCGCCCGCCCGCUCGCGUGCUCGUUUGUGUGCAUCAUUGGGGUGUGUGUGACUCAGGUUGGUAGGUCUGAAGCACCUUGCCGAGAAGCACGCCCUGCAGUUCAAUGCCUUCACUGCUUUGCGGGUGUGCGUGGACAUCAUGGCGCCCACCAUCCUGCUGCCAUCCACCCUCGGCCCCUUCGCAAAGAUCCUCCUCGUACACCUGGGAACUCUUCAAGUACGGAAUACGGGACGGGACGGCCGGGGACUCAUGCACGGAUGGCUGGCUGGAUGGAUGGAUGGAUGCGUCUGUUGUGUCCUUGUUUGUGUGUCAGGUUCGGUCUGAGGACAUUGACAUUGAAGCGACCAAGGACAAGGACAGGUCGCAACGAGACACAUCCGUCGACAUCUCGGUAGGGACCGGACGGGUGCCAUGCAGUGUAGACAAGAGGCAGGCAGGCAGGCAGGAAGGGAGCGAAGGAGGGAGGGAGGGAUCAGAUCGGUCUUUGGUGAACCCCUCUCCCUCCCCAUGCCAUGGCUGUGUGUCUGUGUGAUGCUUGCUUGGUUGCUGUCUGCGUGCGUACGUGCAGUAUCUUCAGUGGCAGCGGUAUGCGGUGACCCUCCGUGAUUUGCAUGUGGAGCACUAUCCAAACCUGGCCGCGGCAACCGCAUGCAGUAACAGACUCGGCCAGUGCUUCUGCAUCCUCGACAGAUUCGCCAUCCAGGUCGAUCCGCACCCACGACGGACUGCACGGGGAGGCAGGCCUCUCACGUGGGUGCAUUCAUUUGUCCGGUCUUGUUGGAUGUGUCAUUCAUUCCUGCACGCAACACAAUGCAAUGCAGGUCAAGGGGGACUUCAUCACCUACAAGGAGCUCAAGUACGACGGAUACGAUGGCCCUGGCCCCCAUUAUUCCGACAUCACUGGUGGGGAGCGCCACACCCACCCAGCGCCUCCCACUGCCGGACUUCAAGAGGAUGACGACUACUCUGGAGGCGGCCUUGAGGGACCACCAGGCCCGGCAUCCGCCAGGCUAUCGCCGGACCGCGGUGCCGGUGGGGAGGUGGAUGCUUCGAGGAAGGGCUCCCAUCUUGCCAGCCUGACGGCCGUGACAGCCUUCUUCCUGACCCUCGGCAAGGCGCGAGAGCAGGCACAGAAACUCACGAGUGAAAAGACUGAGGUAUUCACCAAACUGGAAGUCUACGGAGACCUGCCGGAGCUCAGUCUGGCACUGUCGAGGCACUCGUAUGACACCCUCAUCAGGUGAGUCAACAGACAGCACAGGCCAAGCAGCACACCACUAGCGUACACGCUUCGUCGCCGUAAGUUAUGCCGCAAGCUGAUGCACUCACUCACCCUUAUUUACGACGCACCUUAGGGUGAUCCGUUUGCUGCUGACUCCCCAUUCGGAGCUGGUGACAGCCAAGAAGAAAAGUAAGUAAUGCUUGAAGGGUCCAUCAAACCAGGCAUAGCCUUGAAGUGGUGUCUGCAAUGAAUGGCCUGCCUCAGGCACAUCAUCUUUCGGCACGCGUCGCUCUACACAAGAGUUCGAGGUCAAGCGCAAGACGGUCGUCCCAAUCCGUCUGGGGUCCACAGCAGUACCUUCGGGACAGAGGAAGCAGGAUCUGCACCAUCCCUCGGCUGGCGUGCCUCCGUCCCCUGGCAGCAUGAGUGGUGCGACGGCCAUCCUCUCGUCAAGGCCCGCCUCUGCCACAAGGCGGCCUACAGGAGUGCUGCUGCGGCCACCCUCACCCAACAAGUCUGAGGGGACGACCAGCCAGGAGGACGGCAAGUCGGGUGGAAGCAGCGCAUUCAGAGAUACCUUGCCCAUAUCCGAGGACCAGCUCCGAAGGGACCCUCAGGUGCGGGUCGUCGUGUCGCUCCCAUUGGUCCGCUUUCGCUUCUACUGCCUGCCCCCACACGUCUCUGAGUACGUGCACGUGGAGUCGCCCCACGGUCAGGCCGGGGCUGACUACAUCGAGCUCCUGACUCACCGGAUGGUCCUCGAGGCCCGUCUCAAGCCCUUCGCGACCGAAUUCCACUUCUCGGUCCACGAAGUGAUUGUACACCGGCCUAUCUUCCCCGAGACCCAUCAGGACCGCUACAUCAUCAAAAGCACAUCGACCCAAGACACAGAGAUGGCCCUGGUGGCGGGGUUCGCAGAGCGGCACCUCAUCUCCCUCGCCAUCUUCAUGUCUGCACACCCUUGGGCAAUCCAGGUGGGCCUUGCCAGGGCAGCGCUGAGUGGGUGGGUAAGACCAGGGGUGGCCUUCACUGUUGCUGCGUGUCUCUAUCCAUUGCGCCCAUUGAUUGCAGCAAUUGGGCGAGGGUUCGCGGAUCCUGGCGGACCUUCAGUUUCAGCGAUGUAUCGAGGUGUUCUGGGCUCCGAUGGCCAUACGGGAGCUGGUGAAGUUUGUCAAGGCCAUCCCUCCCGCACCAAAGAGGGCCCCGGCCCGCCAGCCAUCCCUGCCCCUGCCCACGGACACAUCCAUGGACGAGGCGGCGCGGCCCCAACCGAGCAUGAUGCAUCGCAUGGCCACCGUCAUGAUGGGAAUGACGCGUGGCCAGACAUUGCAUGAGGGGCGGCUGUCACCAACAUCCCGGAGAGAAAGGCCUGUGUCAUCAGUCAACAGCCCCGCCCACGGCGAGCGGGAGGAUGACGAGGACGGAGAGGAUGAUUGGGAGGUCGACGAGGAUGCCUGCCUGAACCUGCGGGUCAAGAUGUUCAUGCAGUCCAUCAGCCUCGUGUGGGUGGAGGAGGCCACAGGGCUGCACUUCGCCAAGUCCGAGAUGAAGACGUCCACCCUUCGCUUCGAUCUGGGCAUGACGGGCAUGGAUUUUCAGGGCGAGCUCAACAACUUCACUGUGGAAGACCUCUCGUCUGCCCACCGCCCUACCAUCCUGGGCGUCAAGAAGGACCAGGAGUACAUCCUCGCCGUCCAUGUCCGAUCCUUUGACGAGACCCUGCCCGACUUCCAGCACCAUCUCGAUGUGGACUUUGCCUUUGCGUCUAUUGAGUUCGUUUAUCUUCAGCAGAAGUUCCUUCGCUUGUGGAGGUGGAUCUUCGAGGGCUUCCUUCCCUCAUUGACGGCAUCGGACUCGUCGGACAGCCGAACACACAGCGGUGACGACAUCAAGGCACCAUCUAAUGCGAGUUCGGGGUCUCCUUCACCGAAUGCGUUUCGUAUCCUCAAGGCGGCAGCCGGGAACGUCGGCAGUGUGGUGGCCUCCGACGAAUGCGAGGACGGACCUGACGAGACAUCGAUCAAUGUCGCUGCUGAGAGUCCCUUGCGCAGCCCUGUGAGUCAAGUCAGUCGUGAAAGGAGAGAGGACAUGUCUGCUUCACUCUUUCCGCCGCCGAAGCCGCCUGUCUCUCCAUCGGUUCCCCAAGGCGACUCGUCCACUGGAGUGACGUUUGUUCGCCCUGAGGCAAGCACAGACCGCGCGGACUCUCUGGACGACGCACCGGAAGAGGGACAGACACAACGCAGGCCGCAGGAUGACGCCCGAGAAGGACACGAACGCACGUUGACGGGUAAGUUGGCACGCCACUUCGGUGGAUGUACUGCACAUGCUGGGUGGAUGUGGGUGUGUACGCAGAUGCUGCUGAUGGUGCACACGAUGACGCAGCGGUUGAGGGCAUGGUGAGCCCAGGGCUGACCAAGAUACGCGACCUGAAGAGGGAAGCGCAGCGCAAGUGCAAGGCGGUGAUAGCAAGCGACGAUUUCCGUCUGCUAAACAUCCAUGUGCGGAUCGAGCGGCCGAUUGUGCGGAUACCGAGGGUGACAGGUUCUAAGGAGGAGCUCCACCUGUUGGUCCGAGAGGUAGUCGUCAGCAACGCGCCACUCGUGUCAGAGCACUUCGGCGUCCAAGAUGUGAUUGGGAUCGAGAUUCGUGACGUUCAAGUCCUUACCCACGAUGGAGAGACGCUCCUCGGCAACGUCAACAUCAAGUGGGACGUCCACAGACCGCUAUCAAGUAACGCGCAGACAGGCCGAUGAGGCAAGAAAGCCACCACUGCUUUGGUGUCCGUUGCAGCCACCAUGCCACCGGCACCCAUGUGGAUGGUCUUCACUGUGACUGACAUCCCGUUCUUCUUCACAUCGCCUCUUUUCGCGUUCGCGGUGUCCGUCCUCCUGCAAAACAUUGUCGGCGAUGACCCAGACAUCCCCGCACGGCCCUUGUCCCCCCUUGUCUCCCAUGUAUCACCUCCGUCGAUGCCCACUCGCAUCGCGAAAGAGGACCACACAAUGCGCCUCCAAUUCGUCUUCAACGGGUUGAAGCUAUUCCUUCAGAGCCCCCCCAACGGACGCACGACUACUGAUGCGGCGAAGCUGAAGGAAGCACUCUUUACCUUCAGCGCUCUCCACGCCAACCAUAUCUCAGUGGACAUCAAUCGCUAUUCCACGACCACGAGGAUCUCGGUCGGCAUGAAGAGGGCCCGCCUUAUCGACAAUGGCGCUGCCGAGCCUUUCCACAUCGUCUUGUCGGAUCAGCGUGACAAGCUCUUCGUGGAGUCGUGUUUCCGAAGCGGAGAAGGUGGAGACGUCAUGCAGAAACUGAGACAUGAGGGGCGUCGGAGCUCCGCUGAGUCCCCAGGCGACGCCAAACUGGACGAGUCUCUGCUACUCCGAAAGUCUCAGACUUUGGACGUGCUGAGACGCCAAGAUGCCAACGACCUCGACAAGGUGAAAGACGAGAUGGAUGAAGAGGAUCAUCAAGGAGAGGAGGAGCUCCGAGUCGAGUACACUCGGACUCUGCGACACGGCCAGGUACUGUGGAAGUGGUUGUGUUUGCCUGCCUCCAGUGGUACACUCUGUGUGUCGACCUCAGAGUUGUAGCGUAGUCAUUGACAAGCCUCGGACAAUCCUUUCGCUCCCGCUACUGCUGAAGAUAUGGAAGUUCUUCCAGCCUCCCACACCUGAUCUUCACCAUACGCCUCCUGCCUGGUCGAGUUCAGACCCCGAAGGAGUCGAGAGUACGGCUCCAACGUCUCUUCUCCAGAGGACAUUCACGACCAGCACAGCCCACCCUGCCUUCGCCUUUUCCCUCUCAUUCGAGGAGUCAUGUCUCGUCUUCUGCGAGAAGCCCCCCCAACACCAAGCGACUCACAAAUCACCUCACGAUCAGUCGGCUCGCAAGUCGGACGGCGGAAACGACGAGCCGUCAACACGCAUCUUCGUCCUUCAGGGCUCGAUGCGGCACAAGCUCGAUUACUAUGGUACGAGCCACAGGCUUCACGUCCUAUAUCCUGUUCAUGUCCUGUGACUGUCAGGUGGUGGACACUUCAACAUGUGUCUCGAGCUGUGUGAUGGAGAGGCAUUCUGCUGUGACAGUCUGUCGACUCUGAUCGCUAUAGAAGCAAGCCGCCGAGCAAUGGAAGAUCCAGAUACGUCAGCGCCCUUCCCAUCGCCGGAUGGCUUCUCGUUCAUGCGAUGGAUGCAAGCAAAAGGCGAGAGGUCUAUGCGGCAUACUCACGAUUUAUGUAAUGGCGCAAGCCUUACCUUCUCUUGGAGAAACCAGCGGGUUCUGAAGGACGAACACGAGAUCCCAAGUGGCCCCUUCCCUCAACCCGACUCGCUCAGCCGUGUGUCACUCGAGGUCCCAAGGUAUCUUCUCAAGCGCUUCCUUGAGCUCCGCCUGGAGCCGCUGACAAUGGAGGUUUCGCUCCAAGACUGCCUACUGCUGCUCAAGUGCUUUCGAUGGCAGCUAAGGUCGCUCGCUGCGCCGAAGUCGCCGCAACAACAUCCAGAGACAUCAAAGGGCCGUCGUUUCUCAUUGCUGGCACCUUUCAGCAAACAAGCGAUAUCUGAGGAAGCAACACUUCAAGAAGCGGGCUUAUCCUCCUUGCAUUCUUCCGUUAUUCCUCGCCGAGUGACCGUGCGGGGAAGUGAAGAGCAACUGACUCAGUGGGAGAUGCAUCUGCAGAAGCUGGUAUGGAAAUACACGUGCAGCAAUUCCUGCCCACCUUUCUGUUCUCUGUGUCACUGUGGCAGAGCAUCAUGGCAGUCAACGAUUUCCCCGGUUUCUCGACUCUCGAUGCGCCUUUUCUCGACCUGCAAGCCGGACCAAUCCUCCACAAAGGCACAGUUACGAGCGACGGACAGCACUUCGUGGCGAACGUCGAGCUGAGCGCGUGGUUCUUCAAUCCGAUGUACAAACGUGCACUUGACUGAGACAUGUACUCAUUGGGCGCGCACGCGUCCUUGCGUCCUUGCGUCCUUCCUUGUUUGUCAGAGCUGUCGAGUUCGAGCCCGUUCUGGAAACCUGCAAGCUCGAAAUCAAUGCGGAGUCGGAAUCGAUUUCGAGCUGGCGUCCGUGCGAGGAAGAGUCCGCCAGGGAGACAAGCCCCCCAAAGCUCCGGUGGAAGGUGCAGUGUACUUCAUCGAGCGAGCCCUUGAGGCUGAACCUGUCGAGCGAGCUCUUGCAGACAUCAGUGAGAUACCUAUCUCAUUGGGUUGAGGAGUUGAAGGAGACCGGCGUGGAGACUACGCAACAGGCAUCAACCGACUGCCUUGAGGCAAUUGAGCCGAACCUGCUCUCCUCGCUGAAUCGUGCAGCGACGGCGUCAUUCGAUGCUGCUCAUCUGGUGCUGCAGCGGAAGCUUCACUUUGCCCCGUUCAUGCUGAGAAACGAAACCGGCAUGUGUCUGGAGGUCUGCCAGGACAGUUUCGGCGCCAAAGGAACGCGCAGAUCAGCGACAACAUUCGUGGAGUCUGGCAAGCUUGCGCGGCUGAAGACAAUAUGCGUUGGAGUCAAACAUCAGGCUGGGCGUAGCGAGACCGUCUCCAUACAGGUGCAGCACGAUGCAGAUCCUCAGAGAGAUUCCGGCUCAAAAUUCAAGUGGAAUGUACACGAAUUUCCAGGUUGGAGCGACGUCGUCGUCGGAAGGCUUCUCUGGCAUGCUUUACCGCAAGGCGUGCAGGGUACCCAUUGAGCGAUGCGGCUGUUACGUGUACAACAUUUCACUUCCAAACACACGCAGUUCGCCCUCCUUUCAGCGUCACUCACUCUUUGCCGGACAACCAGAAGGUUUUCAGCCGCCUCCGCCAAGAUCCCGCUUCUCUACUGCGUCCCCGCUGCCAGCCUCUCUGCAUCCACCGUCACUCUCGGCCUUCCACGGCUCUGAUGACGGGACGACUCCGGUAUCGGCUACUGGGACAGAAGGCCAAGGGAGUCAUUCUGUCGGAGCCUCGGAUCCUGACUACAUAGUCUGCAGAGUUGCUGUCGACGAAGAGACGGGACAGAAAACCUUGUCGGUUCAAUCCCAGGUGAUGGUCAGGAAUGAAACCAACACGUUGAUGGCGAUUGCGGUCAAUGGAGAAAAGAUCGACUACAUUGAACUUCGCCCGUCUCACCAGAAGCCAAUACCAGUCAACGGUAUGAAGAAAACACUGCAGACAGCAACCAGCUCGACUUGCAUGAGUCGGCAUGUUCCUCAGCAUGCCAAGCUGGUCGAAUCGCAUUCCGCCCACUAACUGACGACAGCUAUGAAUGGAGCCGAUCUGUGCAUCUCGAGCGCAUCUGGAACGCUCAACGUCGAAUCCCUGAAACGGAAGCCCGUGACACGAAAACCGACGGUGCAACCAGGUCGGCAUGAAUUCUUAACGAGACGUACUCGUCCAUUCUUGACUGGUCUUUUCCGUUUUUCAGUUUAGCCACUGUUCGCAAGGCUCUGAAGCAAGUGACCAUGAAGGGUUCAAGCCGCGGACUGCGGAAUAGCUCUCCCUCGCGAGCUGAUUUUCACCUCCACAUGACUUCGGAAGCGCACGUCAUUCACUACCACGGCAAAAGAUGUGUUCAGUGGCACCUGACACUCCGCGCUCCUAUUCGCAUCCGAAGCACUCUCCCAAUUCCGUGCAGGUUCAAAAGCACGUGUGAGAGACGACUGACCAGUUGCAACACUGUGCCUUGUGCAGCUACCAGAUCAACAGUCACGUGAGUCAAAAGCCUGUGGAGACGUCGUUGUGGUCUUCACGUGACAGUGCUGCCAAAUAUCGGGAGACGCAGUUCACGCAUUCUGGCAGCCUUGUGACGAACUGCACAGAACACAUUCACUCCCUCGAGCUGCAGGAUCGGGUCACUCUGCAAUUGUGCCUGUUCGGGGCACAGUUCCGGGGACAGGUCAUCAUCUAUCAUCGCAAUCCUGCUGGGCGGUUUACUUUCGAGAAGGUGCAGGCUUAUCGCUGCUUGGACGUCGAUAACCGCGUGACCGAGGUGGAGGUCAUCAAUGAGUCUCCAGAUCCAAGUCAGAAAACAGUUUCUAAGGAAACCCGAAUAGCCUCACGUCUCGGCUUUUUUUUGUUUCUUUUUGCUAGACGCGCCGCCGGAUAUUUUGGUGCACGUUCCUGUCUGGCUUGUGAACUACGCGGACCCCACAUUGCUCAGUGAUCAGCCACUAGCUUACGACUUGGGCCUUUUAUCGAGACGAAGUCCUUCCCCUCCAUCUUCGUUGUCGAUAAACGAUGUUGAUCCGCAGUCCAUAUGGCUCGAUUACGACGUUGAUAUGGUCAAUUAUCUCACCGGUACAGAAAGUGAAAGGAUCCGAAGUAAUUGCAGAAAAAUAAUGACGUAUUCUUCCGACCUUAGACCAACGAGUGAACGGCGUGGCUUUCAGGGGCAGGCAGCCUGAGCCUCCAGAACAAGACUCACACGCGCUCGUCCUCCCAAUGGACGCCAAGGUUUAAUGUCCACCGAUUUUUGCUUUCUGGCGUUCCAUUUCUCACUUGUUUGGGUUUUACUCAGAUGGAGCGAGUAGCGGUAUCCGUCAAGGGGAACGCCGCCCGUUCACCCUACAUCAACACGAGAAAGGUCGGUGCCAAGGCAUCAUAUUCCCUGCCCUGUCGUCAGCUUGUGUCUUCUCGAUUUAGCUUGCCAGCGAUGGGGCAAUUUGCGUGCGAGUUCCAGAUGAAGCGGGGAAGCUGCCCGAUGCAAGGUAUUUGUUCAGCUUGGGCAGUGGUAGAAAGCAAGGCCUGUCGGCUGUGUCACAGGCUGGACUUCGGGGUCCGCGUCGUGCAGUGUCCGGUGCCCAUGGUUCGGGAAGUCAAGCUGCUGUAUCUGUCUUUCCGAUACUACCUCGUCAACGACUUGCCGUGUCAUUUGGAGAUCAAGCAAGCAAGCACUGACGCGAUCGGGUUGUCUCCAGCCGCAGAGAAUAUUGGGAUUGUGGCACCGGGAUCUGAGAGGCCCUUCUUCUGGCCGGACUAUACCAAACCCCUGGAGCUGUCGAUCCGCAUUCAAGGUAUAUAAACAAUGAAUCGUUUUCUUCACUUCCUCGUGAUCUCUCACACAGGCUCCGGCUGGAGAUGGAGUGGCACUAUCCCAGUCAAUCGAAUCGGAGAAUGGUAACACCCACAAGCCUUCUCGUCCCUGUGAGUGCCUUCACGUGUGUCGUGUCUUGUCGUGUCGGUCCGUGUGUGUCUGCCCCUCUUUCGAUCCCAGGACCUGUCGCCUGCGGCGAGACACAGAGUCGGCUAACGUGCGAAUUCUCAUUGCAACGUCCCAAGGCUCGUGCUUCAUUCGUUUACGCGAGGAAAGGGCCGACCUUCCUGAUGCAAUCAAGAUCGUGAAUAGCACCAGCUUGCCCAUUCGAGUUAAACAAGGACCGCCAAGCAGCCGUUUGCCAUCUGAUGAAGUUGCGUCUGGGACGGAGAUGUUCUUUGGCUGGCACGAGUAUCCAUCGAAACGCGUCGUGUCAGCCAUUCCCGUCCACAGCGACGUACGGUCUCUUUCGGAGUACACUUUUCACACCGAAAGAGAAAAGCGACGGAAGCGUGCAGAUGAGCUUUGUUUGCUUUCUGUUUGGACACAGUUUGCCGGACUUAGUCCAUCGGAAAUCGACCUGACAUCAACAGAGACGAAGCAAAUCCGUCUUCAGGACCCUGGACGCGGCAAGCCCCUCUUCGCCUACACGUACCAAGUGCAGCAGAAAGGAAAUCUGAAGUACCUCACAUUUUCCACUGCGUAAGGUGUAAAAGGGUCUCCAUGUGGUGCUACAUCUGACUGAUCCCGACUUAUGUUUUUCCCAACUUGCAGAUCGACCAAUGCAAGUGACCGCAAGGUGCUGCCCUCUCCGCCGUCAGUUCCUCCACCUGAGCGUGAUCGUACCUUCAGUGAUAUCGAAAAGCUCGUUACCGACACUCCACCGGUCCUAGAGUUGUCAAUUGAGCUUGAAAACGUUGUCCUGUCUCUCAUCUGUCGCUAUCCGCUAAUUAAUCCGCUGACGGAGGUACUAACCACAUUCAUCACCAUGGGGUCUCCAUGUGCUUGCUGCUCCCGUCUCUUUCAGGAUCACGAGAUGCAUAAUAACGAACUUCUGUUGAUUAGUUUUGAGGGAAUUCAUUUCCUGUAUGCGCGAUCUCACCCCGUCUCCGGGAUGCUUUCUGACUCGGUAUCGUGGUUGCCUUACGAGAUCCGGCCUGCAGGAGUCCGACAGCAUCGUCCGCAAGAGAUCUGCAGCUUCACUGUCCAAGAUCUUCAGAUAGAUUGUAAGCAAUCGUAUGGCUGGUGCUUACUUACCAUUUGCCGCCGUGCCGCCCCUGAGGUGCGUCCUGCUUUGACGCCUUCAUCAGGUCAGAGUAGCGAUGCCCACUUUCCCGUGAUCCUCUACAGGUGAGGAAGCUCGUCGCAAAGUCGUGUCUCUCCGUCACAUCGUUGAUCCUAUGAUACAUUUCAGGUGUCCUCCAAGUCAAGGCUCGGCAGCCGUACUGGGACGUGUCCUGCAAGGACAGGUGACAAUGACAUGCUUGGCAACAAGCUUUGACCGCGCCUUUUCUUUGGAAUUUACCUCAGCUCUUAGAUAGAACGACCAUUCAGUCUACUCUGGCAUCUCGGCCAAUACUUCACCUGUCCUACAAACGCCACUUGGGCUUUCCAGAGCUGGCCUAUUUUGAAGCCUUUCGUCUCGCCAUCACAGUCAGAAACCAAGCACAUGUUGCGAGAGGUGUACAGCUGGCUUGGACCCUUUUUGUUCCAGGACAUACUAUGUCGUGUCGACAGCCGCCUCGUGAGCGACAUCAGUCUGAUGCUAGAACAGUACAAGAACGCCUUUGAAGUACGCAGCAGGCACGAUUCUGUAAACACUCAAUUUCGCAUUUUGCUUUAUUUUACAGCAGCGCAACCAGGCAAAUGAUCGGGAAACGGCCUCUCUUACAGCGCCUGAGCAAUCUCCUGUGAAACAAUCAUCGAGAGUUCAAAGUCGUCCAUGGGAGCCUCCAGCAUUGGUUUUCUCGCGAGCAGAAAACGUGUCAAAACUGUAUUUCGAGGAUUUGAACGUCCGCCCAAUAUUUCUUCUCGUUUCCUACUCGGAGAGGUCUUCACUCCCAUCCAAGAGUGCUUUCUUUCUGCCUCGCGUUGCCCGAUCUGUUUUGACCAGCGUCGAUUCCGCUCCCUUUUGGCUCAGCGCGUUUCAGGCGCAGCAUCAGGCACUCGAGGUCUCGGUAUUGGUCAACCAAAUCAAGGUACGUGAACAAAGGCCUCGCAAGGAAUGUAUCGUACCUCCGUUGUACACAAAGUGCCUUCUGUGUGCAGGACCACUAUUAUUGGCAGCUGACGUUGUGGGGUGCAAGUGCUGGCCUUCUCUCGCUGGAGUUCUUUGGCAAUCCAAUAGGGCUUGUUGGCGCCGUUCUGGAAUCCGCCUCUGAUCUCAUUUACAAGCCAUUUGAGGUAAAUGGUGGCUGUGGUGUUGAUCUUUGAUCUUUCCUUAGCUAAUGGGCAAAUGUGCCGCUCAGAGUGUCGCACGCGAGGGUCUGUUCGCCCUUCCUCAAGGUAUUGCAAGUGGCGUUACGUCCGCCUUCUUCGGGACACUCAGCACGACCGGAGCCGCGGGCGCCUCCGUCGCUGGCACGUUCUCCCAGGUUCUGCGGCAUUUCUCCCAUCUAGGUUUUAUCAUUUUUCUCCUUUUCUUUUUUUCUUUCCUUCUUUCCUUCUUUCCGUCUUUCCUUCUUUCCUUCUUUUCGUCUUUCCUUCUUUCCGUCUUUCCUUCUUUCCUUUCUCAUUCAGACUCUUGGCGCCAUGUCUUUGGAUGACAAGUUCGUGCAUUCGCAACGGGAAGACGUGCUUCGGAACCGCCCACGAACUAUCAUGGACACCUUUGUGGCGGCCGGUAGCACCGGGCUAAAGGGCAUCGCAGAAGGCCUCACCGGUCAGGCCAGUCAUCAUCAGCUCAUCCUGGCGUUUUGGAUCUGUGUGAUUGGUUUUCCUGUGAAGGUUUUGUCCGGCAGCCCGCAGAAGGGUUCUCCGAGACUGGCAUCGAGGGCUUUGUGACAGGUUGGCAGCACGUCACAUUAGCACGGUCUGCAGUAUUGUAUAAACAUGUACGCAUCGUAUCAGGACUGGUCAAGGGGACCGCAGGAUUAGUGUUUAAGCCAACAGCCGCUAGCUUGAACGCUGUACAGAAGCUCUUCAUUGGCAUUCAGGUGAAAGCACGUGCAGGACGUCAACGAAACUAUGGCUCCUUGUCACAUUUUGCAGGAUGUCGCGGCGACCGCUGAGUUGAAGCAACGAGAACGGCGACGCUUACCAAGAGUCCUUUAUGGCUCUGAUCGAUUGCUGAAGCCGUACAACGAGAAGCACGCCAUCGUCAAGUCACGGCUUGCCUAUGUGGAGGCCCAGUGCUGGAGCUACCUACCAUAUCAGUGUAUCUUGCCUGAUGAGCGACGAGACUGCGUUUAUCUCAUAACCGACUCGCUGCUUCUUCAGGUCACAACCUCCUCUUGUCUAUCACGUGUCUCUUACCACUGGUGUGUUUCCCACAGGUGGAUGUGCGGAGUAGCUCUACCCGGUUUAGACUCGUCGAGCUCUACAAGAUCGAGUCGGUUGGCGGCCGCUCUGCCGAUCGAAAUCGUCGAGCGUCCUUUAUGGUCCCGUUCUCACUGUGGGCGCAACCUUCGGACCGGCACGAGAACCCAGUGGCACAGGCUACAGAGCUGACGGUGCGCUUGAAGGACGGUGGCGUUUGGAAUCUGGAAUUUUCGAGCAUCGAGCUUGCACAGGCUUUCGAGUCUCACUUGAGCUCGUGUCUCGAUAUCACGAUAUAGCCUUCCUACUUGUGUAGAAUCUUGUAUAGGCUCGUCGUGAUGCGAAACUUUCUCUCGCUCUUGUACAGUCCCGUGUGACUUGUGAAUACAUAUCUCGGAAGACUGCCUCGUCGUAAAAUGUAGUCA